AUGGAUCUCGUACAGACAGUGCGCAAAGAAGGCAGCCGCGGCGGUCGCGCCGACUUCAAAUGGGAAGACGUCAAGAACGAUGCGCAACGCGAAAACUACCUGGGCCACUCGCUCAUGGCCCCCGUCGGUCGCUGGCAACAAGGACGCGACCUGAACUGGUACGCAAAGGGCGACGAGGAAUCUAAAGAAGCCGAAGCCGCGCGCAUCAAGGAAGAGAAGCGCAAGCUGAAGGAGGCUGAGGAAGACGCUAUGCUAGCUGCCAUGGGUUUGCCCGUGCCAGUACGCAACAACGCGAACCUGACGCCACUCGGCCAGAAGGCACAUGAGGCAGAUGUCAAGGACACGCUAGACGAGAAGGCCAAGGUGGAGGAUGAUGACGACAAGGCGAAGAGGAGGGAGAAGAAGGAGCGUUCACGCAGACACAGAGACGACGAUGGAGAGCGAAGGAGACCGAUCGAGGUCACUAUCGAGAGACCGGAGACGGCGAAAGGACACGAGAAGCAGGUCACCACACGAGAGGAGUGGGAGGAGGAGGGAUUGAGGAGUGUAGCAGAUACAGCGAACACAUCCUCAAAGCAGUUCUAA
Molecule: messenger RNA, 585 nt
Organism: Alternaria conjuncta
Lineage: Eukaryota; Fungi; Ascomycota; Dothideomycetes; Pleosporales; Pleosporaceae
Exons: 3
Coding region: 1-585 (194 amino acids)
Source: RefSeq, a predicted model, not a curated record